Messenger RNA from Trichomonas vaginalis G3, 327 nucleotides. RefSeq lists its product as uncharacterized. The record is from RefSeq and is a predicted model, not a curated record. The transcript has a single exon. Lineage: Eukaryota; Parabasalia; Trichomonadida; Trichomonadidae. Bases 1 to 327 code for a protein of 108 amino acids.
AUGCCUACUCGUUCAUCGAGCUGUGACCUUAUUGCAGAAGCAGGAAUCAAUAAUUAUUAUAAUAACAAUAGUCCUGCGCUUAAUAAUAUUCCUACAGAAACAGAAAUUUCAAAUACCCAAAGCGGACGUUUCAAAAUUAGUGUAUGUCAUAGUAACUCACCAUCCGAUUUUGUUAAACUUUCCCAGAUGUGUACUAAAAUUUCAAAAUUCUCAUGUGAUGUCGAAGUCGCCCCUCCAAACUUAGAAGAAGAAUUCCACAGAUCUAAUACAGUAAUUCCAAAUUCUCAUAACUCAUGCAUUCAAUGUGACGAUUUAAUUCGUUUUUAA